This is a messenger RNA of Prorocentrum cordatum, 1218 nucleotides long. The record is from the annotation of a GenBank genome assembly. NCBI's taxonomy places the organism in Eukaryota, Dinophyceae, Prorocentrales, Prorocentraceae.
CAAUAGGGGCGGGCAGCCCGUUGGAGAGGAUCACAUUGUACUUGAAUUCAGGGGCGGCCUCCGUCCAUGUAUUCGCAAAGGCGCCCAGAGGAUGUAUGCAAUGCGCCCCCCUGGGCGAUCCGCAACUUUUGUUCCCCCCAGGUACGCUGGGACAGCGACCUUGUUCUGUGCCAGUCGGUAUCGGGAUGGUUUUGUGACGAUGAGGCAUCGGACGACCUGGGAUCCGAGCGUGAUCUCACCCAAGAUUUUGCACACCCUGCCCGAGCAGGGCCGUGGACCGGCGGGCGCUGCCGUGCAGCAUCCGCGUUGGCUGGCGCCGAAGCUGGCCGGCGGCAGACCGCCGUGUCCGCGUUGCCGCCGCAGCUGCCCGCCUCGGCGCGUGGCGAUUGCGCUCGAGGAUCAGACGCUGUCCUGGUUUGCCGCCGCCCGUCCCGCGGGCCGCGCCUCGCCGCACUGGCGGGAGCUCGCCUGUACGGAGGAGGUGUCGCUGGAGCUUCGGCUCCCGCAUCGGAGCCGAGGUCCUCGCUAGGCGCGGCCGCUGCUGACGAGGAGCCAGAUCAGGAGCUGGUGCUCGCCGACACCAGGGUGCUCCUGGUGUGUGGAGCCCUCGCCUGCUUCGUCGGCAGCGUCACGGCUGUCUACGUGGCGCUCACGCACGACCCUAACAGGAAAGAGGACCGACCCUUGUGGCGGCGCGGGGAGUACCUGGCCGGGGCGAGCGUGGUUGGCGCUCUCGCUAUGGCUGUGAUCGCACAGCGCGGCGGCCCCAAGUAGAGCUUCGCUAGCCAGCCCGCUGUCUUUGCACUCUUCCUGCCAGCUCAGGCCCUCUUGGCCCGUCCUAGGCACUUUUCUGGAGCUUCUGCCUGUCCUCACCGUCGGGCAUCGACAGAGGUGUCCCUGCCCCGAGGUGUCCUCAGUUUUUUCUUCUUUACUUUCUUGAGCCCCUGGAGGCCCUCUGGGCCUUGCGUGGGGUGCCCCGGAGGCCACCCUGGGCCUCCCUGGAACGGCCGGGGCCACCCUGGGGUCAGGGGCCACCUUUGACAGCGCCCGAGUCGUCGCGCGCGCCUCCCCGGUCUCCGCCGCUGGACGACCCGAGGUGGGCAGGGCUGCGCGCGGACCCGCCGGGGCUCUCCGAGCGCUGGCCGCAAAUACCCGGCGGAUACAGGACUCGCCUUCGCACGAGCACCUCUGCGCGCGCCCGUCCCCGCGCUUGCCUCC